AUGACCUACACCUGUCAGCCAUGCUGCUGCAAGACCACCUGCUGCAAGACCACCAGCAGCUCUGAAUCCAGCUGCCCUGUGUUCAUCUGCUGCCAGCCUUGCUGUGCCCCAAGUUGCUGUAGCACACCCUGUUGCUCCAAGCCUAUUUGCUGCAACAGCACCAACACUGGCAAUAGCUGUUUCCAGCUGUGCUGUCCACCAACCUGCUGUGACAGCAACUGUUGCAAGCCAACCUGUGUGACUAUCUGCUGCGUGCCCACCUGCUGCCAGCCUAGCCUCCUUCAGCUCUGCUGCCAACCAACGUGCUGUGAAACCAGCUGCUGCAAGACCACCUCUUUUAAACCC
Molecule: messenger RNA, 345 nt
Organism: Grammomys surdaster
Lineage: Eukaryota; Metazoa; Chordata; Mammalia; Rodentia; Muridae
Product: keratin-associated protein 4-11-like
Exons: 1
Source: RefSeq, a predicted model, not a curated record